Molecule: messenger RNA, 1131 nt
Organism: Symbiodinium sp. CCMP2592
Lineage: Eukaryota; Dinophyceae; Suessiales; Symbiodiniaceae
Source: the annotation of a GenBank genome assembly
AUGCCGAAAUAUUGCGCUGGCUUCGAGGAUCCUGCAGGCGGCGAAGCCAGAGCAUGUCUGUUUGCCCGGGACGGAUUCGGCGGCCCUGCCCAGCCGACCGGAAAGCGUUGUGUGCUGUGCUGUGUUGAAGCUUUGCACCGGACGCUCUCUUCCCGUGUGGGCAAAGGGAACUUGCAAAGGCUCCUGAAGCAUUGGCGAUGCGUCAAAUCGCCGGUGUACGAAGCUGCCUUUGAACUGGGCUCGCUCUGUGCGCUAUCUGUCAGCGAGCAGCACUUGCUUCGCACAAAAGCGGGAGAAGAGAGCAAGUUGGAGAAGCGGAGCAGUUGGCUACACAAGAAGAAGCAACGUUGGCGCCAGCAUUGGAUCUAUUUGCAGUAUCGCAAGCAGGAGCCCUUUGCCAACAUCAAAACGAACUGCAAAAGAUGCACAUACUGGAGUGGCAAGCCUGCAAUUGUGCGGGGUAAACGCCGCGCAUGGUGGAAAGUCCGGCGUGCCUUGAAGGCGAAAUGUUUGAAUUCCAUGGCAGCAGGACCUCCUUUCUACGACGCAAGCUUAAAGUGGGCAAUGGAGGAGGGCUUAUUGCAGGCUGGCACCAUGGUACCUCUAUCCACGGGAAUCGCAUAUCGACACCAGCCGAGGUGGUGCUUCUUGACUGACGCCGGCGAUAGCUUGUACUUCGAAGGCCUCGAAGAUCGCGUGGAUUUCCAAACGCAGCAGCUCCUAAGCGCAGAGGCUUCCAUCAAUAAUGCUCUUGGGAAGACGGAAUUUCUUAUUGAUGCAUCGGAGACCUCAAGCCUGUUGACGGAGCGCGGCUACGACUGGUACCAGCACAUGCUGUCGUAUGAUCAAGUGAUAUUCUCUCCACUGUACAUCAGCAACAUGCUGGCGAGGAUAGGCUUGAAGCUGCAACUCCUGCGCAACGACGACAAAUGGCCAACAACAGCCAAGGCACUGCUACAGAUCCGUGGAACGCGAGGGAGAAACCACAAGGAGUACUGGGCCGCGCUGAGAUCUUUUGAAGGUAGGAUUUACUUGCUAGACGUUUUCCAACCAAAGCCUGUCUUGAUCGAGAACCUGCCAUUCAGUUUCACAAUGUACCGCACCUAUGCAAUGAUCCCUCUAUGGGACUAG